This is a messenger RNA of Laetiporus sulphureus 93-53, 2094 nucleotides long. Its product is annotated as 5-aminolevulinic acid synthase. Gene Ontology annotation, molecular function: pyridoxal phosphate binding; 5-aminolevulinate synthase activity. Gene Ontology annotation, cellular component: mitochondrion. Bases 145 to 2040 code for a protein of 631 amino acids. Gene Ontology annotation, biological process: heme biosynthetic process. The transcript has 3 exons. The record is from RefSeq and is a predicted model, not a curated record. Lineage: Eukaryota; Fungi; Basidiomycota; Agaricomycetes; Polyporales; Laetiporaceae.
CUCUCCUCUCUCGCAAAGUUCAAGUCCUCCUGCCCCUUCCUCGGCCGCAGCAAAACCUCCACCCUCCGCACCCUAUGCACCUCGUCCUCCUCGCGCUACCCGUCGCUCUCGCGUCUCACAGAGCGCGCGACCCAGUGCCCCGUGAUGGGCCCUGCCCUCCAGCUCCGUUCCAGCCAGAUGGUCGCUGGCUACGCGAGCUUCGCGGGCAGCGCUGAAUUCAAGCAGAUCCACGAGGAGAAGGGCGUGUACCCCGUCCCCACCGGAACCAAUAUCGAGAAAUGUCCCCAUGCGUCCAAGGCCCUCGCCGCCGCCCGCAUGGCUGAAGACCUCGCUAAGGUCGCCAAGGACAAGGCCGCCGCUCGCUCUACGUCCAAGGCUGCUGCUGCGUCGGGCUGCCCGUUCCACGCGGCCCAAGCACAGGCAGACAAGCAGGCUCAGCCCCCGCAGAGCAAGGACAAGGAAACGGAGGCCGCUUCGACCGGCGGCUUCGACUACGAGAAGUUCUACAUGAUCGAGUUGGAGAAAAAGCAUCAGGAUGCUUCGUACCGCUACUUCACCAAUAUCAAUCGUCUCGCACACAAGUUUCCCAUCGCACACACCGGUAAUCCCAAGGAUGAAGUCGAGGUGUGGUGCGCAAACGACUAUCUCGGGAUGGGAAACAACCCGAUCGUUCUCGAGACCAUGCACCGUACCUUGGAUACUUACGGGCACGGGGCCGGUGGCACCCGGAACAUCGCGGGGAACACCGGGAUGCAUCUCACACUCGAAGAGGAACUCGCGGCGCUGCACCGAAAGGACGCGGCGCUGGUCUUUUCGUCGUGCUAUGUCGCCAAUGAUGCUACGCUCACCACCCUCGGGAGCAAGCUCCCUGGUUGUGUGUACUUUUCCGACGUGAUGAACCAUGCCUCCAUGAUUCAGGGAAUGCGACACUCGGGCGCCAAACGCGUCAUCUUCAAGCACAACGACCUCCAGGACCUUGAGAGCAAGCUGGCGCAGUACCCGAAAGAGACGCCCAAAAUCGUCGCCUUCGAAAGUGUUUACUCCAUGUGCGGCAGUAUCGGGCCUAUCGCUGAGAUCUGUGACCUCGCGAAGCAGUACGGUGCCUUGACUUUCCUCGAUGAGGUUCAUGCCGUCGGUCUUUACGGUCCGCACGGUGCUGGUGUUGCGGAGCAUCUCGAUUGGGAGGCACAGAAACGCGCUGGUAACAGGCGCGAACCCGUCAGCGGCUCGAUCAUGGACCGUAUUGACAUCAUCACUGGUACUCUUGGCAAGGCAUACGGCGCUAUUGGCGGUUACAUCGCAGGUUCCACGGAAUUUGUUGACAUGAUCAGAUCCUACGCUGCUGGUUUCAUCUUCACGACCUCCCUCCCUCCGACGAACAUGGCAGGCGCGCGCGCCAGCAUCUCGUACCAGCGGGAGUACCUCGGCGACCGCCAGCUCAUGCAACUCAACGUUCGUGAGGUCAAGUCCCGCAUGGAAGCGCUCGAUAUCCCUGUUGUCCCCGGUCCCUCGCACAUCAUCCCUAUCCUCAUCGGCGAUCCCGCCCUCGCAAGGCUCGCGUCCGACACGCUCCUUGCGAAGCACAACGUGUACGUCCAGGCGAUCAAUUAUCCGACGGUUGCGCGUGGUGAGGAACGCCUGCGAUUCACGGUCACGCCCGGACACAACAUCGAACAGAUUGCUCGCCUCGCGCGUGCGGUGGACCAGACUUUCACGGAGCUCGGCAUCAAGCGCACGUCGCAGUGGAAGGCUGAGGGCGGCCGUGCAAAUGUAGGCAUGCCCGACGCGAAACCGGUGCAGCCGAUUUGGACGGACGAGCACCUUGGUCUGGUCGAUGGCACUGCGCCGAAGGUCUUGCACACAGGCCAACAGAGAAUUGUGGAUGCUCGCGCCGUCAAGGUCACUCGUGACAAGUUCAACAACCUCCUGGGUCCUAUGGUUGAGAAAUCGACUGCGAUGAAGGUGCAGGUCGACGUCGCUGAGUUGGCCCUGCAGGCUGAUGCUCUGCAUGUGCCUACCCCGGUGGCGGUCGCUGCCUGAACCGCUCGUAAACACUCUUUUGUCACUUGAUCUGGACUAGCUGUGGAAUUUUUG